Molecule: messenger RNA, 786 nt
Organism: Nerophis lumbriciformis (worm pipefish)
Lineage: Eukaryota; Metazoa; Chordata; Actinopteri; Syngnathiformes; Syngnathidae
Source: RefSeq, a predicted model, not a curated record
AUGCUUGAAUCGACCCGUGAGGGCAACGUCGUGCACGUUACGCUUAACCGGCCGGAACGACGCAACGCGCUUGAUAUGGACACGUUCAUCGGAAUCGACCGAAUCAUACGAAGUCUUCGCAGCGACCGCGCCUUACGCGCCGUUGUGGUCAGCGGUGCCGGGCCGGACUUUUGUUCCGGACUUGAUCUGAAAUCGAUGAUGAAUAGCCAACGCCGGGUGAUUCGGUUGCUGCGCAAGUGGUUGCCCGGCAACGCCAACCUGGCACAACGAGUAAGUCUAGGUUGGCGUCAUGUUCCGGUGCCCGUCAUUUUCGCCUUGCAUGGCCGCUGCUGGGGCGGCGGCCUACAGAUUGCGCUGGGUGGCGACUUUCGGAUCGCAACACAGGACUGUUCUCUUUCAGUGAUGGAGAACCGUUGGGGGUUGGUGCCCGAUAUGGCCGGCAAUCUGGCGCUGCGUGAACUAGUAGGUAAAGACGUGGCGAUGCGUUGGGCCAUGUCUGCUGAAGAAAUAUCAGCGCAAGACGCACUACAACAUGGUUUGUUGACCGCGAUCGACGCCGAUCCGGUGCGCGCCGGCUUGCGGCUAGCUGCUGAGUUGUCCGAGCGUUCGCCUGAUGCCCUUGCCGCGAUAAAGAAGGUUUAUCACCGACACUGGAACGGCAGCCAACGUGCCCUAUUGGCAGCUGAGACAUUCGCCCAGCUGGCGAUGUUUCGCAGCGCCAAUCAGAAAAUCGCGGUACGCCGUCAAAAGGGCGAACCCGACCUUCCCUAUCUAGCCCGAAAGUAG